GAUGUUGAGGUACGCUGUGGUCCAAGGAGGCCUCGGCCUGUUGGCUGUGAGGAGAGCAUGUGUCCUCGCCCGCUUCGCCCACUCUGCCCCGAAGAGCGAGUAUCGACCAAUCAAGAAAGUCAUGGUGGCCAAUAGAGGCGAGAUCGCUAUCCGUGUGUUCAGAGCCUGCACUGAACUGGGGAUUCGAACCGUGGCCGUGUACUCCGAGCAGGACACUGGACAGAUGCACAGACAGAAGGCAGACGAGGCUUACCUGAUUGGAAAGGGCCUGCCACCUGUUGCAGCAUACCUGGACAUUCCCGACAUCAUCAGAGUAGCUAAGGACAACAACGUGGAUGCUAUCCACCCUGGCUACGGUUUCCUCUCUGAGCGGUCAGACUUUGCCCAGGCCUGCGCAGACGCAGGGGUGAUGUUUAUAGGACCGUCCCCAGAAACGGUGCGCAAGAUGGGAGACAAGGUUGAAGCUCGUUCUCUGGCCAUCUCUGCAGGUGUACCUGUGGUCCCGGGAACAGAUGCCCCCAUUGCCAGCCUGCAGGAGGCGCAGGUGUUCGCCCAAACAUACGGCUUCCCCAUCAUCUUCAAAGCGGCCUACGGAGGAGGUGGUCGUGGCAUGAGGGUGGUCAGAGAGUACGAGGAACUUGAGGAGAAUUACCAGCGGGCCUACUCUGAAGCCCUGACGGCUUUUGGGAACGGAGCCCUGUUUGUUGAGAAGUUUAUUGAAAAACCGAGACACAUUGAAGUACAGAUCCUUGGCGAUAAAUAUGGUAAUGUCAUCCACCUCUACGAGAGAGACUGCUCCAUUCAGCGGAGACACCAAAAGGUUGUGGAGAUUGCUCCGGCUUUCCAGCUGGACCCUCAUCUGAGAGACCGACUCCAUGCUGAUGCCGUCAACCUCGCCAAACAGGUCGGCUACGAGAACGCUGGCACCGUGGAGUUCCUGGUGGACAGGCACGGCAAACACUACUUCAUUGAAGUGAACUCUCGACUCCAGGUUGAACACACGGUCACCGAAGAAAUCACUGAUGUGGACCUGGUGCAUGCCCAGCUGCACGUUUGUGAAGGCCGCAGCCUGCCAGAGCUCAACCUCAAACAAGACAAGAUCAGGGUGAACGGCUGUGCCAUCCAAUGCAGAGUUACAACCGAAGACCCAGCCAGAGGCUUCCAACCAGACACUGGAAGGAUUGAGGUCUUCCGAAGCGGUGAAGGCAUGGGUAUCCGUCUGGACAGCGCCUCAGCCUUCCAGGGGGCUGUCAUUUCACCACACUAUGACUCCCUGCUGGUAAAAGUCAUCGCCAGCGGAAAGGACCUUCACACGGCGUCUUCCAAGAUGAGCCGAGCCCUGGCAGAGUUCAGAGUGCGAGGGGUCAAGACAAACAUCCCGUUCCUGCAGAAUGUUUUCUCCAACCACCAGUUCCUCCACUCCACCGUGGACACCCAGUUCAUCGACGAGAACCAGGAGCUCUUCAACCUCAAACCCACUCAGAACCGAGCCCAGAAACUGCUGCACUACUUGGGUCAUGUGAUGGUAAAUGGACCAACCACACCCAUCCCAGUCAAGGCUAAGCCUUCCUCCACAGACCCUGUCAUCCCCCUUGUCACCAUGGCCGACCCUCCGGUAGGUUUCCGUGACGUGUUGCUGCGCGACGGCCCUGAGGGAUUUGCUAAGGCUGUCCGUGCCCACCAAGGUCUGUUGCUAAUGGAUACCACCUUCAGGGAUGCCCACCAGUCGCUCCUAGCAACAAGGGUUCGAACCCAUGACCUGAAAAAGAUCUCGCCAUUCGUCAGCCACAACUUCAGCAACCUUUACAGCCUGGAGAACUGGGGAGGCGCUACCUUUGAUGUGGCCAUGCGCUUCCUGUCUGAGUGUCCAUGGAAGAGGCUGCAGGAGCUGAGAGCUUUGAUCCCAAACGUCCCCUUCCAGAUGCUGCUGAGAGGCGCCAACGCCGUGGGCUACACCAACUAUCCUGACAAUGCAGUCUUCAAGUUCUGCGAGGUGGCAAAGGAGAAUGGCAUGGACAUCUUCCGUGUGUUCGAUUCCCUGAACUACGUGCCAAACAUGCUGCUGGGCAUGGAGGCUGCAGGAGCAGCAGGCGGCGUAGUGGAGGCUGCCAUCUCGUACACGGGCGACGUGUCUGACCCAAUGAGGCAGAAGUACUCCCUGGACUACUAUCUGAAACUGGCAGACGAGCUUGUCAAAGCCGGGACCCACAUCCUGUGCAUCAAGGAUAUGGCUGGCCUGCUGAAGCCAGAGGCCAGCAAGCUUCUGGUAGGUGCUCUGAGAGACCGUUUCCCUGAUGUACCCAUCCAUGUGCACACACACGACACAGCUGGUGCUGGCGUGGCCGCCAUGCUGGCCUGUGCCGAGGCUGGAGCUGACGUGGUGGACGUCGCAGUCGACUCUAUGGCCGGGAUGACCUCUCAGCCCAGCAUGGGCGCCAUCGUUGCCUGCGCCAAGGGGACCAAACUUGACACCGGAAUCGCUCUGGAGAAAGUGUUUGACUACAGUGAAUAUUGGGAAGUAGCCAGAGGUCUGUAUGCGCCAUUCGACUGCACUGCCACCAUGAAAUCUGGCAACGCUGACGUCUAUGAGAACGAGAUCCCCGGUGGACAAUACACCAACCUUCACUUCCAGGCUCACAGUAUGGGACUGGGAAAUAAGUUCAAGGAGGUGAAGAAGGCCUAUACCGAAGCCAACAAGCUGCUAGGAGACCUCAUUAAGGUGACUCCAUCCUCGAAGAUCGUGGGUGACCUGGCACAGUUCAUGGUGCAGAACAACCUGACAAGGGCAGAAGUGGAGGAGAGGGCAGAUGAGUUGUCCUUCCCCCUGUCUGUGGUCGAGUUCCUGCAGGGAUACAUCGGCAUACCGCAUGGAGGAUUCCCCGAGCCCUUCAGAUCUAAGGUGCUGAAGUCCCUCAACCGCAUUGAGGGUCGUCCCGGCGCCUCUCUGCCACCCCUGGACUUCAAGGUCCUGGAGGAGGGGCUCCGAGCUGCGCACGGUGAAGAUAUCACCCCUGAGGAUGUGAUGUCAGCAGCCAUGUACCCCAAGGUGUUCCAGGAGUUCAAGGAAUUCACUGCUAACUUUGGUCCAGUGGACUGUCUGAGCACCAGGCUGUUCCUGGAUGGACCCAAGAUCGCCGAGGAGUUUGAGGUGGAGCUGGAGAGAGGGAAAAUCCUGCACAUCAAGGCGCUGGCAUUGGGUGACCUGAACAAGGCCGGCCAGAGAGAGGUCUUCUUUGAGCUGAACGGACAGCUGAGAUCUGUGCUGGUUAAAGACACUGUCGCUAUGAAGGAAAUGAAGUUCCAUCCCAAAGCCCAGAAGUCCAUCAAGGGUCAGGUGGGAGCGCCCAUGCCUGGAAAAGUGCUUGAGGUCAAAGUGGAAGUCGGAUCCAAGGUGGAGAAGGGCCAGCCGCUGUGUGUCCUCUCGGCUAUGAAGAUGGAGACUGUGGUCAACUCCCCGGUGGCCGGGACUGUUAAGGCGGUCCACGUCACAAUUGACGCCUCCCUGGAGGGAGAUGACCUGAUACUGGAAAUCGAAGAGUAGAGUGCAGACGGAGGGGGGGAGUAGUGAGUAGUAGUAGUAGUAGGUGGGAGUUAGACAAUCUGAUCCUGGAAAUGUUGAGGUGGAGGAAGAGGCGAAACAUGAAUCCUCUGUUAGAAAAAAUCAUUGUGGCAGCACUGUAGUACUCCAAUUUGUACAUAUUGUUUGGUUACACAUAUCCAGACACGUGGUGAUGGUAUAAAGAGUAGAUGAUAGCAAUCCUAAAUGUUAAUUUAAUUGAUUUGAUGAGUUCUUUAUUGAACUAUAAUACUAAUCAAAGCUACGUUAUUCACUAGGUGUGGUGAUUAGCCACCAAAUCUAUAAAUGUCCUGUCAACCUGUGGAGAAUAACAUCAUAGGAUGGUAUAUUUGAAUUGUGAUACAUUCCAUGUCUUAAAUGCUAGUCUUGUAUGUAUGUACUGCAAAAAAAUGAACUAACCAUAUGACACGCUAAUAGGGUUCGAACAGCUACUUACAAUUAAAUGCCACAAUUUUCCAUCUGCUGUUGCUUAAUAUAUUCAAAGGGAGUAGGUGAAAUUUUAUAUUGAUGACUAAUUAAUGUUUUUCUUUGUAAUCAGUACGGUUCAGACAAAGAAGCUUUGACUUGAGGAUGUAUUACCAAAUCAUUUUUUCAUACGGGAACAAUAUUUUCAUCUUUUGGCAUUAUCAAUCUCUGACAGUCUACUAGUAUCAUUGUGUGUAUGUAAAAAAAAAAAUAGUUGGAACACAGUACACUGGGAAUGAAGGAAAGAAAUGACAAUGUUUUGUCCAACCUGUUCUAGAUAAGGGUGUGAUACAAAUAUUUUCACAAUAAGAGAAGCACAAAAAAAGCAAGCGGCACAAUUUUAAGUUGACGGGGACACAGCUAUACCUGCCAGAAACGUCCAAUGUUGCACCAAAGUGAGAAAAUGUAUUCUGUUACUGUAUCAGUAAUGGUAGUGUUUUUGUUUUUUUAAAUCUGUACUGGUGUUGAAAAUGUUUCUCCAUUCACACCUGUCUCUAAAAUCCCAAAGCCAGAAGCACGCUGUAGCAACAUGUUGAAAUGAAGCUGUAGGCCAUGUUGGUAACACCCAGACAGGAUUAGUGCUUUUGUUGUAGUUUAAUGCGGCUUUCUUUAUCUGAAGCCAGCUGUAGGGUGGCCCACCAAAACCAAUCCAGCUCCAUCUGCUGUAUCAUUUCAGAAGUGUAAAGUCACAGAGUCUUAAGGUGGCGUUUAGUGUCCCUGGUUUAAUGGUGUGAUGUUGGAAUCGUCUUUUCAGAACCAGGCAGAGAUUAUGGCGAAUGGUCUUCUGUCUGCAUGGGGAUUUUAAUGCUAGGUGUAAAUGGGAUUACAUGGUGGUGUAAUGGAGGCAUGUGGUGUUAUUUUCUGAGGCUCUGCUGAUUAAUUUAUGAAUUAAUUCUCUGUCAAAUGAUGUGAAAUUAGCCGGACUAAUAAGAGACUCUGGAGACUCCCAGUAGCAGCACUCAGCUUUAUAUUUCUAAUGCGUAUGUGUGAGCAAGCAAAUUCCAAACACAAAGUCAACUAGUCUGCACAAUGUUGCACCAUCAGAGCUGAAAACACAUUCUAAAACAAACCGAUGCAAAAAUAUUCACACGAACACUCCCAGCCCCUUGAGUGCUGCCUGGAUCAAAAGAAAACAACACCAAGUACACCGCUCGGUGGUGUGGCUGCAUCUCCAUAGCAACUCUGUAUCCAAAACAUUUAACAGCAAUGCAGCAACGACCCUCCACAGUUUUCUGAUUAUAUAGUACCACAGUGAAUUCAUUCAGUUCCACUGCUGUCAGCUGCAGGCCUUUUAACCAUUUAACAGAGACUGAGGUGAACUUCAAUGUUUGGGCCACCACAGUGAACAAGCACCAUGAAAUAUCAAUUACAGUCGGAAAAGGAAGUGCCACAAUCUCUUUGUAAAGCACACAGCGAGCCAGAAAAGACACCACAGCUUCUACGCCAAAAAAAGGUCUGUGCGCCUCUGACAGAACCAAUCGAUCCAAGUGAGAAAUUUAAGCAACAGUUUGUACUCGACUGUUUCCAGCAUUUUUGCUCCAUUACCUCUGACAAUGAGUCCCCCCCCCCUUUUUUUAUAACUAUGCAUCAAUACUGAGCAGCGAUGCCGUGGUUAAUUAGAACCCUGAUAUGCCUAUAUCAAUCUGCAUUUGAGCUCUGUAGAGAGAGAUGGAGAUGAAUGACCAUCUAUGACAAGCUGUUGCACAAUAAAUGUAAAGUUCCCUCCUCCUCUCCUUCCUUAUCUGCCUCCUUCCUUAUGUUCCCCCCCUCCCUUCUCCCAUCAGUGUAAAUUUGCACAUGUAAGAUGAUGGCUUGAUCGACUCAUGCAAUAAUGUAGAACUGUAUCGCAGUGUUCCUCUGUGUUAGCCAGCAGUGAUUCUUAGACUGUGUUCUGUGUCUGGGG
This is a messenger RNA of Larimichthys crocea (large yellow croaker), 5945 nucleotides long. RefSeq names its product pyruvate carboxylase b (gene pcxb). The transcript has 26 exons. Gene Ontology annotation, cellular component: cytoplasm. Gene Ontology annotation, biological process: pyruvate metabolic process; gluconeogenesis. Bases 2 to 3541 code for a protein of 1179 amino acids. The record is from RefSeq and is a predicted model, not a curated record. Gene Ontology annotation, molecular function: pyruvate carboxylase activity; metal ion binding; ATP binding. Lineage: Eukaryota; Metazoa; Chordata; Actinopteri; Sciaenidae.